Messenger RNA from Serpula lacrymans var. lacrymans S7.9, 1482 nucleotides. RefSeq lists its product as uncharacterized. The record is from RefSeq and is a predicted model, not a curated record. NCBI's taxonomy places the organism in Eukaryota, Fungi, Basidiomycota, Agaricomycetes, Boletales, Serpulaceae. The transcript is spliced from 10 exons. Bases 10 to 1293 code for a protein of 427 amino acids. Gene Ontology annotation, molecular function: protein binding.
GUGACUGGUAUGAGCAACGACCUCGGCGAAUAUUCGUGGGUCCCUCCUCAGUACGACGUAUCUCGUCCACCAAACCUCGUCAGCACCGCUCGACUCGACCCCGACCCCGAUUUCCCAGAGAACUUCAUUCGCACGGCAAAAUGGUCUCCAGAUGGGGCGAAUGUUCUUUCCCAAUGCGAGAAUCGAUCAUUCCAAUUCUUUGAUUUAUCAACAGAAUCACCUUCAACGACUUCCUCUGCGUCUCUCAACUACUCUCGUACCCUUCACCAAUCUUCUCCUAUCCUUGACUUUGUAUGGUACCCCAGCGCAUCAUCAAGAGAUCUCGCCUCGUAUUGCUUUGUCGCUUCUGUUCGGGAGUGCCCCGUGAAGCUUCUGGAUGCAUCCGAUGGGCGAUUGAGAGCGUCUUACAGAAUUGUAGAUCACAGGGAGCGGCAAAUUGCUCCGCACAGUUUAGCUUUCAAUCUUACUGCGCAGAAGCUGUACUGCGGUUUUGAAGAUGCUAUCGAAAUAUUCGAUGUUCAUCGACCCGGUGAAGGUACGCGACUACCUACAACACCCUCAAAGAAAACAAAAGAGGGCUUGAAAGGCAUUAUAAGCAGUAUUGCAUUCUCGUCGUCUUAUGAUACUUAUGCAGCUGGUAGCCUCUCUCCAUCAUCUUCUUUCGCAGAAAAUAUUGCGUUAUUCAGCGAGGCGAGCAACGAGCCAGUUAUGUAUGUUGGCGCAGACAUUCGAGCGAGUGUUACUCAGCUCAUGUUUAAUCCAACAAAACCACAUAUGCUGUACGCUGCUUUCCGCAGACAGUCUUCUAUCUAUGCUUGGGACCUUCGCGGAAACACAUCUACGCCUCUCAGACUAUUCAACCCUUCCAGUUCAAACAAAAGCGGAUUAACAAAUCAAAAAAUACGUUUCGACGUCGAUCUGGCCGGUCGACGUCUAGGCGUCGGUGGUCAGGAUGGGAACGUGUCGUUAUUUGACUUAGAUAUCGAAACAGAAGCUGAUACAGUAUAUGAGGAAUCUGUUCAGGAAGUUGAGCCCAGCCUGACGUACGAGGCCCACAAAGAUGCUGUUGGGUCUGUGGCUUUCCAUCCUCUACAAUCGGUGCUUCUUUCAGCAUCUGGCUCAAGGCACUUUGAACACGAUGACACAGGCGAUGCUUUUAAUGCUUCAGGUGAUACAUCAAACUCAGAAUCGGAAUCGGAUGAUCAAGGGCACAUUGCGAGGAAGAUGAAACGUCGACCACACCCAGUUGUGAUGGAUGCUUCUCUCAAUGUUUGGUCAUUUGCAACUGAUUGAUGUACAAUGUGCUAUCUUAUAUCUCGAUUUAGCUGUCCACAGCUCUCACCACGACACGAAAAUUACAUACUAGUAGGCAUCCAAUCCAAUAGCCUAAGCACAGUGCAAAUUCACUGCAAAAUGGGGUUUAUAGCGUUCCCGGGUUUUGCCUUGAUCGCUUCUUGCAUUACUGUGCCAUGCAGUUGACAC